Messenger RNA from Castor canadensis (American beaver), 733 nucleotides. Lineage: Eukaryota; Metazoa; Chordata; Mammalia; Rodentia; Castoridae. The record is from RefSeq and is a predicted model, not a curated record.
UGCGCCCAGGUAAGAAGAACGUGCUCUUCCUGGGUGCGUGGUCCUUUCACCGUGUAACGUGUGGCCUUUGCUAGCAACCCUCCUCUACCAGCAGAGGCUGCAUGAGGGGGGGGCGGGCGCCCGCAGUCCUGCUCGGCGGAGGGGCCACUCUGCUCCUGUCGUUUCUUUGGAUGCCGGCGCUGCUGCCUGUGGCCUCCCGCGUUCUGUUGCUUCCCCGAGCCCUGCUGUCCAUGGCCUCUGGAAGCCCCCCGUCUCAGCCCUCUCCCGCCUCGGGCUCCGGCUACGUUCCGGGAUCGGUUUCUGCAGCCUUUGUCACUUGCCCCAACGAGAAAGUCGCCAAAGAGAUCGCCAGGGCUGUGGUGGAGAAGCGCCUAGCGGCCUGCGUCAAUCUCAUCCCUCAGAUCACAUCCAUCUAUGAGUGGAAAGGAAAAAUCGAGGAAGACAGUGAGGUGCUAAUGAUGAUUAAAACCCAAAGUUCCUUGGUCCCAGCUUUGACAGAUUUUGUUCGGUCUGUGCACCCUUAUGAAGUGGCUGAGGUGAUUGCAUUGCCUGUGGAGCAGGGGAACUCCCCAUACCUACGCUGGGUGCGCCAGGUUACAGAGUCAGUUUCUGAUUCCGGCACAGCCCUACCAUGAUGAUCCCUGUCCCUGCCAUGAUCCUCUGACACUUCAAUGCCCUCUGACUUCCAGAUGAUGACUUGGCCCCCAAUAAAUCCUCUUUGAUUCUCUCUGCC